Messenger RNA from Meira miltonrushii, 1170 nucleotides. Its product is annotated as galactose-1-phosphate uridylyltransferase. Gene Ontology annotation, molecular function: zinc ion binding; UDP-glucose:hexose-1-phosphate uridylyltransferase activity. The record is from RefSeq and is a predicted model, not a curated record. Gene Ontology annotation, cellular component: cytoplasm. Gene Ontology annotation, biological process: beta-D-galactose catabolic process via UDP-galactose, Leloir pathway. Lineage: Eukaryota; Fungi; Basidiomycota; Exobasidiomycetes; Exobasidiales; Brachybasidiaceae. The transcript is spliced from 3 exons. Bases 1 to 1170 code for a protein of 389 amino acids.
AUGUCGGAAUUUACAGAGAGCACAACUCCUGCCGCUUUUGAUCCAUCAGAUCAUACACAUCGUAGAUGGAACCCUCUCAGUAGAUCCCACGUUCUAUGCUCACCUCAUAGAACAAAGAGACCUUGGCAAGGUGCUCAAGAAGCAAAGGAAGCAAAUACUCUACCAUCCUACGAUGAAAAGUGUUAUCUCUGCCCUGGAAAUGCAAGAGCAGGUGGUGCAUUACAAAAUGAAAAGUAUGAGGCUACCUUCUUGUUCGAGAAUGACUUUGCUGCUUUGAAACCAGAAGCUGUAGCUCCCAUUCCCGAAGGCGUGGAAGGAAAUGCUCAUCCUCUAUUACAAAGCUCUCCUGCUCGUGGAAGAUGUUAUGUGUUGUGUUUCAACCCCUCUCAUAACAUUACAAUCGCUCAACUUACAUCCGCUCCUUAUUCGGCUGAAACUCACAUCGUUCCGAUCAUCAAUGCAUGGGUAGAAGCAUAUACAAAGAUUCACAGAGAAAACCCAUUUGUGAAAUACAUUCAGAUUUUUGAAAACAAAGGUUCAGCAAUGGGAUGUUCAAAUCCACAUCCGCAUGGACAAAUAUGGUCAAUGGACUAUAUCCCGGAAGAGCCUCAUCGUGAACUUGAAAGUAUGCGAGAUUAUGCAAACGAUCAAAAGAAUCUAGGAUGUGCAAAAGAUCAAUUCGGCAGACCAAGUUUGUUACUUACAUAUGCACAGCUGGAGAUGUCACUGCCAAACACACCAAGGGUAAUCACACAAAACGAUGAUUUCGUUGGCCUUGUGCCUUGGUGGGGCAUUUGGCCAUUCGAAGUGAUGAUCUUACCGCACAAGAGACAGAUACCUUCUUUACUCGAAAUGAACGAAAGCGAACGUGCAAAUUUGGCAAGCAUUCUUGGUGAAACUACAUGUCGAUUGGAUAACAUCUUUGAUUGCAGUUUCCCUUAUUCCAUGGGCAUCCAUCAACGUCCAAUUCCAGCAACCGUAGAUGAUCUUUGCCAGUAUGCUCAAUUCCACAUGCACUUCUAUCCUCCUCUACUACGAUCGGCUAGCGUGAGGAAAUUCUUGGUUGGCUUUGAAUUGAUGGGAGAACCACAACGAGAUCUUACACCCGAACAAGCUGCGACUAGAAUCCGCGAUUGCUCUACGAAGCACUAUCUGCAAAGGGAUCAAUAG